Molecule: messenger RNA, 1578 nt
Organism: Colletotrichum gloeosporioides
Lineage: Eukaryota; Fungi; Ascomycota; Sordariomycetes; Glomerellales; Glomerellaceae
Exons: 2
Coding region: 1-1578 (525 amino acids)
Source: RefSeq, a predicted model, not a curated record
AUGUCGCCAUGCCACAUAUGUGGCCUCUCGGUCAGAGGCACGCCUUGCUUUAUCGAUGAUAACGACCCUCCUCUCCCAGAAGACGAGCCUCUUCCCGAAUAUUUCAAUGAACUAGAUUGGUUCGCCGAGGCCCGCUUACUAUGCGAUCCCGAUGAUGAAUUUGGACAAAUCCUUCCGGGGCUUGAAGACGAGUAUCUCGACCUCGACGAUUUGAGAUCCACGAUCCAGCCAGAUUCACAUGGCGUCCGACCAAGAUGUCAAGCUUCCGACAUUGAGGUGUAUCCCGCAGAGCCUGAAGACAAACACCAGUAUACCCGAUGGGAGCUUGACGGCAGCUACAAGUGGGGUGAAACCUCAAACAAAGUGGUUUGCUUUUCUCACCGUUACUGGGCUUUCGACAGCCGAGCGUAUGCGUUGGUUCACACCGCAUGCCUGGAAAUUGCGAAAAUUGUCUUCAAAACAUCACAAACGACACAUAUUCGAGAUUUGCGAGGGCUUUUCAUGGCAUUGAGAUGGAGGCAGGCGGUAACAAUGAAGUGUGCAGAUCGGCAUGGAGGUUGUUUUGCACCAAACUUUACGAUCUGGACGAAAGGCUUUUACAUACCUUUCUUUGAAUGGUCAUCGCAUGAGUGUCCUGGACUUGAUUGGCCCGGGCCCUUUUCAUCCCCAAGGGCGAACCUUUUCUAUACGUUGGGGAGCAGCCCUCUAGAGAUCGACGGACUAACCGAAUGCCUUUUGAAAAAUCUGCAGCAGUGUCGCUCAAACGUUGCUUUUGCGAGUGACCAUGCUACGCGGCUGAUAGCAGAUUUGGCUGCGAUGCCAGCCGAAGUCUUAGACCAGAUCUGUAAGUCAAUGGGGCCAGAUCUACCACGGGUUUCCUCGCGAGUCUUACCUCAGAAGAUCUGGAAGAACACACUCAAGGCCGGCGGUCGCGGUCUCCUUCAAUGGCUGUGGGACAUUGAUCCAACACUUAUCGACGCCAAAGAUGCCGAGAGUUGCCCCGGUGGUUCUGACUUUGAAUGGGACUGGGAACUCUUAGUUCGACAACUCAGUCGCGGGGUAGACUACGGUCUUCGACUAGACCGUCCUAAACGCGGGGAGCUACUCGUUCAUCAAAUGGCCACCACGGGCUACCACAGUGAUCUCUCUCAUGUACCUCCUGGAUUGCACAAUCGACGCCGAAUUUGGCAACUUGUGGAGGAGAUGUUUGUGGGUGACGCUUUGCCUUUCCCAGGGAGAGCAAGUCGAGACGGGUCACAGCUACCUCAAAAGGAGUGCUUUCCCCUCUGCUGGAGCAAGUGUGGAGAUAUCUUGCCUUCUCCAGUCUGGCUUCCAUCAAUUGAAAUGGACGGCUAUCUUCGCAAGAUUGGGGGAGGGAUCUACGAAUACGAGGGGCAGCGGAGUCCUCAGUAUUGGCAGCUAGGUACUGACAGUGACGAGAAGAAUCACGAGGACGAAGAUCAACAGCAACAUAAAAAAGAAGCAGAAAACAAGGACGGCGGUGAGGAUGGGCAUGUACUGCCGGCUAGCUUAGAAGAGAUCUAUGCCAAGCUUCGCCCACUGGGAUAUCCUGUAUGA